CAUUUUUAUCUCCCAAUUUGAAACAAUGACGUUGCUGUCAAACAUUUCACACUUCUAGUGCGCGCAGUCAUCGGGUUGUACGGAAAAACAGCUCCUACAAGCUUUGAAAUACAGUUUAAGUAGUUUCUAAUUGCAUAAAAAUGUUGAUCAAAGUCAAGACACUAACCGGCAAGGAGAUCGAAAUCGAUAUCGAGCCCACGGACAAGGUUGAUCGGAUCAAAGAACGGGUCGAAGAGAAAGAAGGAAUUCCGCCGCAACAGCAACGUCUCAUCUUUUCCGGCAAACAAAUGAAUGAUGACAAAACCGCCGCCGACUACAAAGUGCAAGGUGGUUCCGUCCUGCAUUUGGUCUUAGCUCUUCGUGGAGGCGCACAGCAACGACAAUAGACACACAUUCGCGAGCUACUCGUCACAUUAUUAUUUUUUCUGUGUAAGUUCUGUAUAGAAUAUGAACUAAAUUCGAAGAUUUGGUCUUUAUUUUUAAAUCGAAUGUAACAAUAAAUCUGUGAAUUGAAGAGAUGA
Molecule: messenger RNA, 521 nt
Organism: Hermetia illucens (black soldier fly)
Lineage: Eukaryota; Metazoa; Arthropoda; Insecta; Diptera; Stratiomyidae
Gene: Nedd8
Product: NEDD8
Exons: 3
Coding region: 141-386 (81 amino acids)
Biological process (GO): regulation of proteolysis; modification-dependent protein catabolic process; protein neddylation
Cellular component (GO): cytoplasm; nucleus
Molecular function (GO): ubiquitin protein ligase binding; protein tag activity
Source: RefSeq, a predicted model, not a curated record